ACGGCGAGUGGUACUACAGUUAUACUCACCACCAUGAACACCUUCGUCGAACGCUUUACAACAAAUGCAUCAAAUGGGCUCUUCUGCGGAAAUGGAGCUGUAGAGGAAGACGAGGAGUUCUCAGAUGCUAUGUGGGGCUCUGAAGCUGGGUUCGGAAGUCUGGCGAGAGGAGUGCCCUCUUUCACCGUUCCUUCUGUAUCAGACCCUGCAGCUUUCCUGAGAUUGCACACAGACGAUCAUGCAGACCCAAAUUGCAAGAUUAAAAUCCAGCAUGGAACUACCACUCUGGCAUUCAGAUUCCAAGGAGGUGUCAUCGUUGCUGUCGACUCUCGAGCUACUGCAGGAAGCUAUGUUGCAUCUGGCACAGUGAAGAAAGUCAUCGAGAUCAAUCCUUAUUUGCUGGGUACAAUGGCUGGAGGUGCAGCCGAUUGUCAGUACUGGGAGACAUAUCUCGGUAUGCAUUGUAGAUUGCAUGAACUGCGGAACCGGGAACGCAUUUCGGUAUCUGCUGCCAGUAAAUAUCUCAGCAAUCUUGUGUAUGGCUAUAAAGGUAUGGGCUUGAGCAUGGGUACGAUGAUCUGUGGCUGGGACAAAACUGGUCCAGCUGUAUUCUAUGUCGACUCAGAUGGCACUCGUCUCAAGGGAGACCUGUUCUCGGUGGGAUCGGGUAGUACGUUUGCCUACGGUGUGUUGGACCAAGGAUACCGGUGGGACCUGAGUGAUGAGGAGGCUCAAGAGCUUGGGAGAAGGAGUAUAUACGCUGCCGGUCAUCGUGAUGCAUUUUCAGGUAACACCUGUAACCUUUACCACGUAAAGGAAAACGGUUGGAACUUCAUCGGAAACUACGAUAUCUCAAAAUUACAUUAUGACGGUCCUGGGGAUGUUGCUGGUUCGCCUGGCCAUGGAUAUGGGUACGACUUGCGAGUGGAGGGACGCAGUUCAGUUAAUGCUCCUGAAGCUGCUCCAGCCGUGGCUGCUCAGGCAUGAUUGUAGAAGUGCAAUAUGUACAAUGAAACUAUCGAUCAUCGAAUCAAAUCGCUUGGCAGGAUUGAAACGUGUAAAGUAAAUCGUCGACGUCUUGAUUUGCUAUAAUAUUCAUCACCAAUUGAAAA
This is a messenger RNA of Serpula lacrymans var. lacrymans S7.9, 1112 nucleotides long. RefSeq lists its product as uncharacterized. The transcript is spliced from 7 exons. Bases 34 to 987 code for a protein of 317 amino acids. Gene Ontology annotation, molecular function: threonine-type endopeptidase activity. Gene Ontology annotation, cellular component: proteasome core complex. Lineage: Eukaryota; Fungi; Basidiomycota; Agaricomycetes; Boletales; Serpulaceae. The record is from RefSeq and is a predicted model, not a curated record.